This is a messenger RNA of Haemonchus placei, 216 nucleotides long. The record is from the annotation of a GenBank genome assembly. Lineage: Eukaryota; Metazoa; Nematoda; Chromadorea; Rhabditida; Trichostrongylidae.
AUGGCACCGACUAAACAGGUGAACGCUGGGCCACGACAGCCUCCUACACCGAAACCUGUGUGGAAGCGAAUAUAUGCUGAUGUCGUUCGCUCUAGACACGAUGGAAGCGCCGAAGACGUAGGACACAGGAUCGAGUUGGACUGCUCAUUGGCUCCGGUCCCGACGAUGAUCGAGCUCAUUGCUCAUUGCUUUGGCCCUGAUGCAAUAUGGAGGUAA